Molecule: messenger RNA, 5163 nt
Organism: Ictalurus furcatus (blue catfish)
Lineage: Eukaryota; Metazoa; Chordata; Actinopteri; Siluriformes; Ictaluridae
Gene: rev1
Product: REV1 DNA directed polymerase
Exons: 22
Coding region: 622-4338 (1238 amino acids)
Biological process (GO): error-prone translesion synthesis; error-free translesion synthesis
Cellular component (GO): nucleus
Molecular function (GO): DNA-directed DNA polymerase activity; damaged DNA binding; deoxycytidyl transferase activity
Source: RefSeq, a predicted model, not a curated record
UGACCUCAGUGACCCAGUGAGAAUGUAGCAGUGUUGAGCAGCUUGUGUGCUGCAGAGGAGUGCAGAUUAGAUCAACACACUGAUUUAUAUCAUGAUCAUGAUGAUGAUGAUGAUGAUGAUGAAUGUGAUAUUUCCUACAUGUAGCAUGGUAAUGUGUAGAGAGCUGUAGGAGUAUUUUGCAUUCAUCAGUCCCUGGUGUCAUGUCAUGCCAGUUCAACUUUCACUUUUAACAUGUGUUCACUCCCCUUGAAAUGCAUUCAACAUGGUGCACAUAAUCAUAUCGUGAUCAUAUCUUUAUCUGUUUGUUCUUCUACAGGACAGCCUGGAAGCUUCGUGGUGCGGUUUGCAAUUUGUAAUUCGCCUGUAAUAAUUAUAUGAGCUCAGAUCAUUAUUCAAACAACUGUAAUUCAGAGUAUUGUUUUUUAAAAAAUGUUAAAAAAUUUGUACUGUUCUGUUUACGCUUUACCGGCUGAGCAGGUAGCUCCAUCCCAGCCUUUUUCCCCCCUAAAAGGCUCACAAGGAAUAUGAAACAGUAAGAAGAGAGGCACUGGAGUCAGUUCGAGAGAACGGGGUGAAGGUGUCAGGGGUUUCACUGCAAUUCACGUUCACCUUUUCCUCAGUAUGAGUCGAGAUGGAUGGAGAAAGAAAGCCAGUGAAGGUGAUGGUUGGGGAGGAAGGGGGGGCUACAUGGCUGCUAAGGUCACUAAGCUGGAGGAGCAGUUUAUUCGGGAUGCUCCCAGGGAGAAGGAAAAACAGGGGACCUCAUCAAGCAUCUUCAGUGGUGUGGCUAUCUAUGUUAAUGGAUACACAGAGCCCAGUGCGGAUGAAUUGCGCAGACUAAUGAUGCUACAUGGAGGACAGUUUCAUGUGUAUUACUCGCAUAGCAAAACUACGCACAUCAUCGCCACCAACCUGCCUAAUUUCAAAAUAAAGGAACUGAGAGGGGAGAAAGUAGUACGUCCAGAAUGGAUCACUGACAGCAUAAAGGCAGGGCGGCAACUCUCAUAUCUGCAAUAUCAGCUAUAUGCAAAGCAGAAGGGCCUAAACUUUACCAGUGUGCGACCUCGGCAAGUGCAGGAGCAAGCUGGGUCCGGUCAAGGGCCAUCCCAGUUCAACCUGAACCUACCACAACCAAGCAACCUCCAUAAUUUCUCAAACCCAGCUCUCACGGUUACUCAAUCAGUGCAAUCCAAAUCUACAGAGAAAACCAGUCAGCAGAUGGUAAACAGACUGAAUGGCUCACAUCUAAGUUUCUCUAAGGAGGAAGGUCCCAAACUUAAUGGAGUACAUGAUGGAUACAGUUCUGCGGUUACUUUUCUUAAAGGCUCAAAGGACCAUCUGCAAAAAAAUGGUUAUGUUCAUCCUCUGAAUGGUGCCUUAAAACAAAACAAUGUUUCUUGUUUAAAAUCUACACACCAAGGAGCGGAGUUCAGGUGCCCUCAACCAAAAGCUGAAGAAAUGGGGACGUCUAGCUGCCCUUCUUCUGGUGGUCUUGCGUCGGACUUGACGGCAUCCAUAGCCAGCACCUCACUAGCACUCAGCCCAUCAAGGCCCACUCGUCAUGAGCGAAUCUCUGAUUCUUCCACGCUUUCAGAGCCGCCCUCAGCAACAAUCACAGCUAUUCAGGAAAAGCAAGUAGAUUCCGAACGGUCGCUUGACCAGGAUCAGAUUAGCCGAGUCAGACUGAACGGGAGUCACCAUAUCGCAUCUAAUGUCACCCUAACAGCCAGGCAGUCAGCACAGGGCUCAGAGACUGGGAUUAUCUCAGAGUUCUUCUCUCACUCACGGCUACAUCAUAUAUCUACGUGGCGGAAUGAGUUCUCCGAGUAUGUCAAUACCCUUCAGAGCAGGCGGCGGGCUGCCGGGGGGACCGUGUUCUCUGGAAAAGAUAAGCUGAAGAAGAUUAGAACUGACCACUGUGCAGGUACCUCAUUUAUGCCUGCUCCUCAGGUAUGUCAGUCCUGUAUUCUGCAUGUGGACAUGGACUGCUUCUUUGCGUCGGUGGGGAUUAGACAUCGCCCUGAACUUCAAGGGAAACCCGUGGCUGUGACGAGUAACCGUGGGCGUGGCCUUGUUGCUCAGCGUCCUGGUGCCAACCCCCAGCUGGAGUUCCAGUACUAUCAGAGGAAGCGGAACCAGCACAGAGCAGGAAGAACGGUUGAUGACAUUGAGCUUACCCCUUCUCCAGAGACUGAGGAGACUGGUAAUAAUAGAGUGGAGCAUGACCAGGCUGCUCUCUCUAUGGCAGAGAUUGCUUCCUGUAGCUAUGAGGCCAGACAGGCUGGUGUGAGAAACGGCAUGUUUUUCGGUCAGGCGAAGCAGCUGUGUCCUGAGCUGCAGUCAGUUCCCUAUGAUUUCCAUGCAUACAAAGAGGUGGCACUGGCAAUGUAUGAAACUCUGGCCAGUUAUACAUAUAACAUCGAGGCUCUGAGUUGUGAUGAGGCCUUACUGGAUGCCACAUCCCUCCUGGCAGAGCUGGGGGUCACCCCUGAUGAGCUGGCCACUGCCAUCCGUGCUGACGUGAGGGAGAAGACUGGCUGUUGUGCCUCCGUCGGCAUGAGCUCCAACAUCCUUUUGGCUAGGAUGGCAACCCGGAAAGCAAAACCAAAUGGCCAGUAUUUUCUCAGACCGGAGGAGGUGGAUGACUUUAUCAGAGACCAGCCUGUCACUAGCCUGCCUGGGGUGGGACGCUCUAUAAGCAGUAAGCUAGCCUCUCUUGGUGUGACUACUUGUGGGGACCUGCAGCAGUUGUCCAUAGUGCGCCUGCAAAAGGAGUUUGGCCCACGGACAGGACAAACUCUCUUCCGCUUCUGCAGAGGGCUGGAUGACCGGCCUGUACGCAGUGAGAAGGAAAGGAAGUCCGUGUCUGCUGAGAUGAACUACAACAUCCGCUUUAUAAACGUAGAGGAGGCAGAAACGUUUCUGACUAACCUGUCUAUGGAGGUACAGAAAAGAUUGCAGGGGGCAGGACUUAGAGGUCGCCGAAUUAACCUGAAAAUUAUGAUGCGCAAAGCAGGCGCUCCUGUGGAGCCUGCCAAGUAUGGAGGCCAUGGCAUCUGUGACAACCUGGCAAGGUCUGUGUUACUACCUCAUCCCACAGACUGCGGGCAGCUCAUAGCAGCUGAGGUCAUUAAGCUCUUCCGUGCCAUGAAGCUUGCUGUUACAGACAUGAGAGGAGUGGGACUGCAGGUGCAUCUGCUGGAGAGCUCACACUCGGACGCUGGCCCGUCUCGCUCUCGCACCAUCAGAGAAUUGUUCAAGCAUAGCAAAGAUGUUCAAAAAGCAGAUUUGUCUAGAAUGUCUUCCAAUCAAAAGGAGAUUUGUUCUCCUGCCACAACCUCCUGUACUUUUUCCGAUUCGAUGCCUGGUACAAGUAAGGGAGGACCUUCUGCCACACACUCACCCAGCCACUCUCGAGCGGACCUCAACCUCAGCAUAGAAGUGCCAUCUCCUUCUCAGGUGGAUCAUUCUGUGCUGGAUGCUUUACCUCCAGAGUUGCGAGAACAGGUGGAGCAAGCAUGGAACCACAAGCAGGUACCAGAUACCUCAUUUCACCCAGCCACACCCCAGCAAAACUUUAGUGUAGCACCCUCUGUGCUGCUCCACCUCCCUGACCAGCCUGGGCAAACGGGCAGCACGGGCAUCAUACUGGAACUUCCCGACUUCUCGCAGGUCGAUCCAGACGUUUUUGCAGCACUGCCCAGGGAAUUACAGGAGGAGCUACGCUCAGCUUACAGACGCAGAGAAAAUACUCAGGCUCAAGUAGUGGAGCAGAGGAACCCGCUCCUUCAACUGAAGCAGACUGUAGUUGGCAGGACAAAGCGGCGCUACAAGAGGAAAAAUGCCAGUCCCGCCAAGAAAGGAGCUAGUCCGUUAAAGAGACUCAUCCCAGGAAACAGUCCUGCAAAAUCCAGUCCCUCCAAAACUAUCCCACUCUUACUAAAAGACAAAGAAGCCCUCUCUGGCUUCAAGAUUGAAAAUGAACCGCCUUCGUCCUCUCUGAGCCAUCAAGCACCUGACGCGCUAUCCAGAUGCACUCCUCGCCCUUUCCCCACCCUAGCUGGGGCUUUUGAACUUGUCGAUGUCAGAGCCCUGCUGCGGGAGUGGGUUACUACCAUUUCAGAGCCUAUGGAAGAGGACAUUCUGCAGGUAGUAAAGUAUUGCACAGAGCUAGUAGAGGACAAAGACCUGGAGAAACUUGACCUGGUCAUUAAAUACAUGAAGAGGUUGAUGCAACAGUCAGUGGAGUCUGUGUGGAGCAUGGCCUUCGAUUUUAUACUGGACAACGUGCAGGUGGUGGUGCAACAGACCUAUGGCAGUACCCUGAAAAUAACAUAAGCAUUUGUGAGGUAUGUUCCUGCUUCUGACACUGUGACAGCUCGAACCUGCCCUCUCGCCAGGAGAUUAUAGAAGCAAGAUUCAACACUGGCGGCUGCUUCUCUGUAUCUCCCUGUUGCUGUUGUACGGCUGCACUCUUCUUUUGGAUCAGGCCUUUCUCUAAGGACACAAAGAAGGUGUCAUUGGGCUUAAAUAACGACUACAUUUUCAACAACAGAUUAUUUUUGUAGCAACAAGACAAGGAUUUUACAGCAGCAGCAGCAGUUUGAGACGCAUGUCUGAGUGCAGAAUGACACCGCGUUUUAGGCUGGUCGUAAUACGAUCUUCAAAAACUAUCCUGAUGUCAACAUGCCACUUCAGAGGAACUAUCUGAAUGUUUUGCCCUGGCUGCUCUGCUCUAUUUCACGAGUGCUAUACUAACACCAGGCAUAUAUGUGGCAAACAUGGUAGCAAAGUAAAGGGUGACUAAGGAUUUUUCCUCUAAAACAGGUCAAGCCUAAGGUUUGACAAAAACAAAACAAAAAACUAGCAUUUUGUAACUCUCAAGUGCCAGAUUUUGUAACUGUAUUAUGUAGAUAACUACAUGUAUGUAGAUGACAAUAUUUCUAAAUAUUCUUUUAUUUGUUUGUGUAUAUAAUGUUUACAACAUUUUGUCUUGUGUAAGAGAGAGAAAUGAAGAAUAAUAUAAUUGUAAUUAAUCAUUUGCCAAAGUCCUUUUCAGAUUCUCAGACCAUUUCAUCAUGUAUCUGUAUGAUAAGCCCAUAGACCAGCGUGGAGUUUUGGGUAGCCUAUAUAUAUAUAUAUAUAUAUAUAUAUAUAUAUAUA